AUGUCAAAUGAGAUGUUUUUAAAUCAUAUAAAGCAUGCCAAAAAAACUGGAAAACUCCUAAUGCAAGGUGAACCUCUGCUCAAAAGUGAGUAUUUUUCCAGGGCUGAACUUAAGCAAAUUUCAAAGUUAAUUAAAGAGAUUGACAUUUCUUAUACAAAAAUAUCUUCGAUAGAAGGCCUCCCAAAAUUACCGAAUCUCAGAAUCUUUUCAGCCAACAAUACAAGAUUGGACUCGUUUAAAGGAUUUUUAUCUUUAAAAAGUAACUGCGCGAUCAAAAUAGAAAUAAAGAAUACACCACUAUCAUCUAGAAUGAACUUUAGACUAGCUUUAUUAGUACUUUUCGGAGAUAUAAUAGUUUCCAUAAAUGGAAAAGCAAUUUCAGAUAAGAUUAGACUGCAAGCCAACAAAUACAACCCAUGCUGUGCAGAAUUAAUUAAUCAAGGCUGGGAAAUUGUUUAUCCUCCACCUAAAGAAGAGGAAUUAAAGGAAAUAUGCAGUCAAUAUUCAGUUAACUAUGUUGAAAAAGUAUACGAAGAAGAGGAAGAUGAUUCCAUUUCAAAAUUAUCAAGUUUCUCUUUAGAUAAUGAAUCAAUUUCAACAAAAGUUACAGUAAAUACAAUAAAAUUUAAGACACCAAGUCCUAAGUCCAAACGUUCUCCUCCACCAAUACAAAAUACUCCUAAAGAUGAUGAAGAUAUCAAUUUAUCACCUUUGAAAACUCGAGCUCCGAACUUAUCUAAGUUCAUUGAUGAAAAACUUGCAGCUGAUCUUUCAGACUUAUUCAAAAAAUACGGAAUUGAAGUUUCUUCGAAAGAUUACAACGAAAUUGCAUAUGAAGUUGCAAGUUUAUGCGAUGACAUCAUGAAAUAUGAGGAAUCACGUCAAAGCAGCGUUAAUAGUAGUCCAAAGAACUGA
Molecule: messenger RNA, 915 nt
Organism: Trichomonas vaginalis G3
Lineage: Eukaryota; Parabasalia; Trichomonadida; Trichomonadidae
Product: ribonuclease inhibitor domain-containing protein
Exons: 1
Coding region: 1-915 (304 amino acids)
Source: RefSeq, a predicted model, not a curated record